This is a messenger RNA of Wasmannia auropunctata (little fire ant), 390 nucleotides long. Its product is annotated as ATP-dependent protease ATPase subunit HslU1-like. Gene Ontology annotation, molecular function: ATP hydrolysis activity; ATP binding. The record is from RefSeq and is a predicted model, not a curated record. The annotation marks the transcript as partial. The transcript has a single exon. Lineage: Eukaryota; Metazoa; Arthropoda; Insecta; Hymenoptera; Formicidae.
UGGCGCCGCCGGCAAUUAACCGGCCAAAUGCGUGAAGAGGUGAUGCCGAAAAAUAUUUUAAUGAUAGGGCCUACCGGUGUUGGCAAGACAGAAAUUUCCCGCCGUUUGGCAAAGCUGGCCGGCGCGCCUUUUGUAAAGGUUGAGGCGACAAAAUUCACUGAAAUAGGCUUUGUCGGCCGCGAUGUGGAGCAGAUUAUCCGCGAUUUGCUGGAGAUUGCCAUUAAAAUGGUGCGCGGCAAGCAGCGGUCUUUAGUUUCGGCAAAGGCGCAUAUUCAUGCCGAAGAGCGGGUUUUAGAGGCUUUGGUCGGCAAAGACGCUUCUCCCGCCACGCGUGAAACAUUCCGCAAAAAGCUGCGCGAGGGCGAGCUGGACGAUAAGGAAAUUGAGAUA